Ictalurus punctatus (channel catfish) is the source of this 6125-nucleotide messenger RNA. RefSeq names its product von Willebrand factor A domain containing 8 (gene vwa8). NCBI's taxonomy places the organism in Eukaryota, Metazoa, Chordata, Actinopteri, Siluriformes, Ictaluridae. Gene Ontology annotation, molecular function: ATP hydrolysis activity; ATP binding. The transcript has 45 exons. Gene Ontology annotation, cellular component: cytoplasm. Bases 171 to 5858 code for a protein of 1895 amino acids. The record is from RefSeq and is a predicted model, not a curated record.
CGUUUCGCACGGAGCGAUUAUGCGACGCAUAACCUCUGUUCUUCAACUAUUUUCCUCCGCAGGACAGUUGCUGGCGGCGGUUUUUUGGCAGCUAACAUGAAGGAAAACACGAAAUAAUUCAGAAUGUCCACUUGUUUUGUCGUUUAACGUUGAUAUAAAAAAACCACACAAUGCAGUCACAAAUUUUAUUCAAAGGAACAGCCGCAGCUGUUGCUGUCCGAAGACUCCGGAACAUUUUGGGUCCCGUCAUGUCAAGGGGAGGCUGGAAAUGGAGCACGCAUGAGGUCAAACUCUUAAACACUUCAUCAGGUGACACUGUGAAGAUAGGGGAGAUCUCUUAUCAGCUCAAGACACCAAGAAACCCUGAGCUCGUCCCAGUAAAUCACAUGACAGAAUCCAUGCCACAGACAGUUGCUCAGCACCUUCGCUGGAUCAUGCAGAAAGACCUGCUGGGACAGGAUGUGUUUCUCAUCGGUCCUCCUGGCCCGCUGCGCCGCUCCAUUGCCAUGCAGUAUCUGGAGCUGACGAAGAGAGAGGUUGAGUACGUGGCUCUAUCGAGAGACACAACUGAGACUGAUCUCAAGCAGCGCAGAGAAAUCCGCUCUGGCACAGCCUUCUACAUAGACCAGUGUGCUGUGAGAGCGGCGACCGAGGGCCGAAUUCUGGUUCUGGAGGGGCUGGAGAAGGCCGAAAGGAACGUGCUGCCUGUCCUCAACAACCUGCUGGAGAACCGUGAGAUGCAGCUAGAGGACGGACGCUUCCUCAUGUCGGCCCAGCGCUACGACAAACUGCUGCAGGAGCACACUAAAGAAGAACUGGACCAGUGGAAGAUCGUGCGUGUGAGUGAGGAUUUCCGUGUCAUCGCUCUGGGGCUGCCUGUGCCACGCUACAAGGGCAACCCUCUAGAUCCACCCUUACGCUCACGCUUCCAGGCUAGAGACGUCUACUACCUUCCCUUCAAGGAUCAGCUCGAAAUCCUGUACAGUGUUGGACCAAAUGUGAAAGCUGAAAGAGUGUCUCAGCUCCUGUCGUGUGCUACUACUCUGUGCUCACAAGAAUCUGCCAAUCUGGGUCUUCCUGACUUUCCUGUGGACAAUCUACCACCUGCUAUCAAAGUGCUGGACUUGUUCCCCAUGCUGUCCACUCAGCAGCUGCUCCAGAGACUCUACCCGUAUGAAGCCAUGCUGGGGAAAGAGGGUCGAAAUGCAGUGGAGGGUGUGCUCACUCGUUUUGAGCUGAUGGACGGAAAGAAGCUGCCGUCUCCCCGUGCUGUGGUACAUGUGGAGCCAGGGCACACAGGAGAAGCAUCAGUUACCCUCAGCAUUGCUGAAAAAAUCACUUCCUUCCAGGUUCCAGCAGGAUCACGGCCCCCCCGGUCACCCGACAGCAGUCCGUCUUUCAUCAGCACCUCCACCCACUCUCGCCUGCUAGCUGAGAUGAUGCAGUCUCACCUCGUCAAAGACAUGUGUCUCAUCGGAGCCAAGGGUUGUGGCAAAUCUGUGAUUGCCAAAGAGUUUGCUGAAAUGCUUGGGUAUAGCAUUGAGCCAAUCAUGCUCUAUCAGGAUAUGACAGCGCGGGAUCUGCUCCAGCAGCGUUACACGCUGCCUAAUGGUGACACGGCCUGGAGGGCUUCUCCGCUUGUCAGUGCAGCUCAGGAGGGCAAGCUGGUGCUGCUGGACGGAAUCCAUCGGGUUAACCUGGGAACUCUGGCUGUGCUGUCCAGGCUGCUGCAUGACCGAGAGCUGGCUCUAUAUGAUGGAACUCGGCUACUGAGGUGGGACCGUUACCUCGCCAUGAAAGAAGAGCUCGAGCUCACUGAUCGUGAGCUGCAGGAGAGGCGUAUCUUUCCCAUCCAUCCUUCAUUCCGGGUUAUCGCUUUGGCUGAGCCACCAGUGGCAGGCAGCAGUUCUCAGCAGUGGCUCAGCCCUGAGCUCCUCACCAUGUUCUUCUUCCAUUCAGUCAGACCUCUUGCAAAGGUGGAGGAGGCGGCAGUUAUCCAUGGAAUGACUCCAAAUGUUCCAAAAGAAGCCGUGGAACAGUUGCUGCAUUUGACCCACAGUCUGAGAAGCACCAACGACCCAACUGCCCAGUCUUUGGCUUCUUCAUUGUCCACCAGGCAGCUGUUGAGAAUUUGUCGCCGUCUGGCUCAGUAUCCUGAAGAAAGCAUCGCUCAUGCUGUGAAUAAAGCCUGCUUAUCUAGGUUCCUCCCUAGCCUGGCACGCUCUUCUCUGCAGAAAACCCUGGCGAAUUGUUCGAUAGACGAGCGGACUGAUCCAGUGAAAAAUAGAGAGCUAAAGCAAGACACCACCUGCACAAUUAGAGACGGAGUUCUCACCAUAGGCAAGGUCUCCGCCCCUGUCUAUAGCCCUGAUGAGAAGAUGAAGGUCCCCGAUGUACUUUUUUAUGAGAACACUCAGCAUAUGAUGGUUAUGGAGGACAUGCUGAAGGACUUCUUGUUGGGGGAACACCUGCUGCUGGUGGGCAAUCAGGGUGUGGGGAAAAACAAAAUUGUGGACAGAUUCCUGCAUCUAAUGAACAGACCCAGAGAAUAUUUGCAACUUCACAGAGACACUACGGUCCAGACGUUGACUCUUCAGCCAUCUGUGAGGGAUGGGAUAAUUGUUUAUGAGGACUCGCCGCUGGUGAAGGCUGUAAAGAUGGGUCACAUCCUGGUAAUAGAUGAGGCAGAUAAAGCUCCCACUAAUGUCACCUGUAUCUUGAAGACUCUGGUGGAGAGUGGAGAGAUGAUCCUGGCUGAUGGCAGAAGAAUAGUGUCAGAUCCAAUGGAAGCAGAUGGGCGAGCCAAUGUUAUACCCAUGCAUCCAGACUUUCGCAUGAUUGUUUUAGCUAAUCGACCAGGCUUUCCUUUCUUGGGAAACGACUUCUUUGGAGCUCUUGGGGACAUCUUUAGUUGCCAUGCAGUGGACAACCCGAAACCUAAGGCAGAGUUGGCUAUGCUAAAGCAGUAUGGACCUGAUGUUCCUGACACAGUUCUCCAGAAACUCGUGGCAGCAUUUGGAGAGCUGCGUGCCAUGGCUGACCAGGGAACCAUCACUUACCCUUACUCCACUCGGGAAGUGGUCAACAUUGUCAAACACCUACAGAAAUUUCCAGACGAGGGCCUGGCUAACGUAGUGAGGAAUGUGUUCGACUUUGACGCCUACAACAAGGACACAAGGGAGGUUCUGAUUGCAGCUCUGCACAAGCAUGGCAUUCCCAUCGGAGCCAAACCCACCAGUGUCCACCUGGCCAAGGAGUUGCCGUUACCAGACUGUAAGAUGGCUGGGUAUUGGACUAUUAACCAGGGUGGCGGUGCACGGCGGAAACUGCUGUGUCCUACCGAAUCCCAUCGUAUAGAUAUCAAGGGCCCAGUGUUUUUAAGAGUACAGGGUUAUCCAUUGGAGAGACACGAGGCCAGAGCGAUGAGCUUCACAGAGGAGUAUGCACACUGGCAGCUCCCCAUGAAUGAAGUCAACAUCGUCUGUGACGUCACCACUGAUAACGAUGUGAUUUAUGUGGCGACGUGUAACCCCGUGUCACUGUACGCCAUGCGUGAGCGGGCAGACACGCUGCAAUCCAUUGAGCUGUAUGAUGUCUUUCCCCGGACCAUCAGCGGAGUGUGGCAGCCUUUCAUCACUGUGGCUGCAUUGGGCAGCCCGCUUAAGGGCCAGGUGGUGCUUCAUGAGGAGCAGAGUAACACAGUGCUGCAUGUGGACCUGGUGACCGGUGCAGUGAGGAGACUCGUCCUAUCUCCAGGUAAAGAGGAGGAACCCGUGCACAAAACCUCCAACUGGUGGAACACAAAAGACUCUCAGUCAGCAUCCAAAAUGUGCCGGGAGUUUGCUCACAAGAACUGGCUCCUGUUCUACAAAGCUGAUGGGAAUCAGCUGGACGUUCUGGAUGUGCUGGAAGGCCAAGUCCACACCAUCACCCUCCCCAUCAACGUUAAGGCUGUAUUCUUGGUGGCUGAAGACCGCUGGCUGUUAAUUGAGAGCACAACUGACAGGAAGUUCCUGUUGACCAAGCCCAUGCCCAUGGGAGUAGAGGAGUCAGGUGUGUGUCAGCUUCAUACCAUCAGUGAGGAUGGAGUCAGCAGUGGCUUUGGUACCAGCUCAGGGAUGGAACCUGGCGCCCCUCAGGAUGUGUCCAGUGAACAGCUGCCCAAUGAGAACCUCAGCGCUGCCCUGGGACAGAAGAUCGUCUCACCAAACCGCCUCAUUUGUGACAGUAACACCUACGCUAACAUCAUAGUGGGCUUUCCGGACCUGCUGUCUCCGAGUGAGGUGUACAGUUUUCAGAGAAAAUCAUCCCUCACAGAAGGCAGAGGGCCUGACAUGUUUUUUGGGUCGAGUCGCCGCACCGGACCUGCGAAAAGAGUCAACUGCGUCAGUCUGGUAGGAGCCAAUCAGGUGGUGCGAGCGCUUCCCCCUACACAAGUGCCUCUGGCUGACAUUUACCCUAAAGAUAUCACCCCGCCUUUGACUUCUGCCUAUCUCGAGGUAACGGAUCUGAACACCAAGAAAGUCAAGUAUAUUCCAGUGCCAAGGACUAUGUCCAUGUCUCCUUACACGGCAUGGAUCUCUAAGGUGUCGGACACUGAUGUGCUGAUCGCUCCACUGGGCUCUGGUGGGGUUGUGACUGUAGAUAUGGGAGGCUAUGUGAGGGUGUGGGAGACAGGAUUGGACAGUUUGCAGCGCUCCCUGCUGGAGUGGAGGAACAUGAUCGGUUCCGAGGACGGCCGACCUGUCCAGAUCACCAUUCAAAGAGACAGUGGUCUCGAUGUCAGCGCACCAAAACAUGGCAAGAUUGACACCAGGAAUGCCCCUCACGUAGGGGGUAAUCAGUGGGCAGGAGGCACGGGGGGCAGAGACACAGCAGGCCUCGGGGGGAAGGGAGGUCCUUACCGUCUAGAUGCUGGCCACAAAGUCUACCAGAUUUCCCAGGCUGAGAAAGACGCUGUGCCUGAUGAAGUGAAGAGAGCUGCGCGAGAAAUGGCUGAGAAGGCCUUUAAAGAGAGACUGAAGGAGAUUCAGAUGAGUGAGUAUGACGCCACCACAUAUGAGCGUUUUUCCGGAGCUGUCCGGCGCCAGGUCCAGUCCCUACGCAUCAUUCUGGACAGCCUGCAGGCUAAAGGGAAGGAAAGGCAGUGGCUGAAGAACCAGGCACUGGGAGAACUGGAUGAUGCCAAGAUUAUUGAUGGCUUGACUGGAGAGAAAGCUAUUUACAAACGCAGAGGAGAGCUGGAGCCAGAGCUGGGCACACCUCAGCAGAAGCCCAAGCGAUUGCGUCUGCUAGCUGACGUGUCGGGCAGCAUGUACCGCUUUAAUGGUGUGGACGGGCGCCUGGAACGCUCUAUGGAGGCUGUGUGUAUGGUGAUGGAGGCACUAGAGAACUACGAACACAAGUUCAAGUAUGAUGUAGUGGGCCACUCUGGGGAUGGACUUGAUAUAGAACUGGUCAGAUGUGACAAAGUGCCAAAGAACAACAAACAGAGACUGAAUGUCUUAAAGACCAUGCAUGCACACUCUCAGUUCUGUAUGAGUGGAGACUACACACUGGAGGCCACAGAGCACGCUGUGAAGGAGCUGGCCCGCGAGGAGGCUGACGAGCACUUUGUUAUUGUGCUGAGCGAUGCCAAUCUGGAGCGCUAUGGCAUCAGCCCUGACCUCUUUGCCCGCACACUCACUAGCAACCCUCAGGUCCAUGCCUUUGCCAUCUUUAUCGGUUCUCUUGGUGACCAGGCCGAGAGGCUCCAGAGAACCCUGCCGGCAGGCCGCUCUUUUGUCGCCAUGGACACCAAAGAGAUACCUCAAAUCCUGCAGCAGAUCUUCACCUCCACGAUGCUGUCCAGUGCCUAAACAGGCCCGACCACCCAGGAUUCCUCUGCUGGGCUCCUUGGACUCAGUCGCUGCAGAUUCCAGUCUUGUGGCAGCCCUGUUCUGCAUUUCCACACUAGUUUUUCAUUUUUAAAUCAUUAACUUUACUUAUUUAAAGUGACACAUUACCCACUACAGAUUGUUGAGUUUAUAUACUGUUAAUACAUUUCAUUUGAUUGUAUUGUACAAGUGUGUCAUGUGUACAUGUGUACGGCAAAAAAACCCAACUAAACGCUGAUUUUCAUCUGG